Molecule: messenger RNA, 2953 nt
Organism: Erythranthe guttata (spotted monkey flower)
Lineage: Eukaryota; Viridiplantae; Streptophyta; Magnoliopsida; Lamiales; Phrymaceae
Gene: SE
Product: C2H2 zinc-finger protein SERRATE (SE)
Biological process (GO): mRNA processing; primary miRNA processing
Cellular component (GO): nuclear body
Source: RefSeq, a predicted model, not a curated record
UUUCCAAUUUCCACAGUUAAUAGAAACUGCAGUACAAUUUAGGGAGGGUAUUUAUGUCAUUUUCCACAUACCCAAUUGUCUCUCCCCCGCUCCAAAAACCCCCAAAUUUAUAAUCAUUUUCCCUCAGUUCUCCCACACUCACACUUCUCGUCACCGCUCCGAAGCAAAUUAGGGUUUCGCCGCAAAUCUCAGUGGCCGACGAUGGCCGAAGCUUUGAACGACGCAGCCGUGGAAAACCUCGACAGUAUCGGGGACCAAGACACUAAUGCCAACCCUAGCGACGACAGCAAUAAACCCUCCACCACCGCCCCCGCAGAUGCAGUCCCCGACUCCACUUCAUCGCCGCCGCCUUCUCCUCCUCCUCCGCCGCGGCGCGGCAUCCGAGACCGUGAUAGAAACUCCCGCGAGCGGCGCGAUGACCGGGACUUUGACCGACCCCCUCGGCGUGAGUACUACAAUCGCAACCGCUCUCCGCCACCUCCACUUCCGCCGCGUGAAAGGGACUAUCAGAAGCGGGGAAGGCCGAGCCCGAGCCCUCCUCCACCGCCGUACAGAGACCGACGAGGUGGAGGCCAGCAUUCUCCUCCGGGGAGACGGUCGCCCCCAUUUCCACCUUAUAAGAGGAGGAGGGACGAUGGGUUUGACGGAAGGAGAGGGAGUCCUAGAGGUGGAUAUGGAGGACGAGGGGACCGAAGGUUUGGUUAUGAUCAUCCAGGAGGAUAUGAACGUGACAUGGGUGGUAGACCUGGUUAUCCUGAUGAAAGGCCUCAUGGGAGAUUUAUGGGCCGACCAUCUGGUGGCUAUCAAGAUUGGGAUUCUGGUCGUGGUGGUUUUGCUGAUGCUUUCAAUGCUGGGGCCCAAAGGGCGGGGUUGAUGUCGUAUAAGCAGUUUAUGCAGGAACUUGAAGAUGAUAUUUUACCAGCUGAAGCAGAGCGCAGAUAUCAAGAAUACAAAACAGAGUACAUAUCAACCCAAAAAAGAACUUAUUUCGAUGCGCAUAAGGAUGAACAAUGGUUAAAAGACAAGUAUCACCCAACAAACUUACUUGCUGUCAUAGAUCGGAGGAAGGAACUGGCAAAGAAGUUGGCAAAGGAUUUUCAGCAUGAUCUUCUAAGUGGGAAUUUGAAUUUAGGUCCUGGGGUUACUCCUUCCUCUUUGAACAAAGAAGAGCAAACCAGCGGCCCUCAUUUGGAGGAUGAAGGAGAUGCGGGUGGCAAAAGAAAACGGAAUGUUAGGGGUGGCACCGAAGAGUCUGAUCUUUCCUCUGCCCCAAAGGCUCACCCUGUCUCUUCUGAGCCCAGAAGAAUCCAGGUUGAUGUUGAACAAGCACAAGCUCUUGUUCGGAAACUGGACUUAGAAAAAGGAAUUGAGGAUAAUGUUUUAAGCCGUGCUGAUAAUGAUAGAAUGAGCAGAGACAAGUCUCAUGGAAGUUCAAGUGGUCCAAUUGUUAUAAUACGGGGCUCAACUGCUGUAAAAGGUCUUGAGGGGAUUGAGCUUCUGGACACCCUUCUUACUUACCUCUGGCGCAUUCACGGGGUUGAUUAUUAUGGGUUAGUUGAAUCGAGUGAAGCUAAAGGUUUCCGGCAUGUUAGAGUGGAUGGCAAGAAUUCCGACUCAACUGCUAAUGCAAAUGAGUGGGAAAACAAAUUAGACUCUCAUUGGCAAGAGAGGCUGAAAGGCUCAGAUCCCCUGGAGGUAAUGUCUGCAAAGGAGAAGAUAGACGCUGUUGCUGCUGAAGCUUUGGACCCACAUGUCCGCAAAAUUAGAGAUGAAAAAUAUGGUUGGAAAUUUGGAUGUGGAGCAAAAGGCUGUACGAAACUCUUUCAUGCUUCUGAGUUUGUCCUCAAACAUUUAAAGUUGAAACACCCCGAGCUUGUGAUGGAACUGACAUCAAAAUUGCGUGAAGAAUUGUAUAUUGAGAACUACAUGAAUGAUAAAAAUGCACCUGGAGGGACGCCUGUCAUGCAGCCAUCUUUUCAGAAGGAUAAGCAACUGAGACGUAGGCCUGGCCUGGAUAAUAGAAUGAAAGAUGACAGAGGAAACCAGAGAGAACGAGACAACCGUGCCAAUGGCAAUGAUAGAUUUAAUAGACCUGAAAACCCUCAAUCUGAUGAUUUCCAAUCGGGUAAUGAUGGUGGUGCUCCCGGAGACAAUCCAGAUGAACAAAUGUUUGAUUCUUUUGCAGCACAACACAUGUCUCUUGGUCCUUUUUCUGGAGAUAUUCCUCCUCCUGUGCUGAUGCCUGUUCCUGGAGCUGGUCCACUAGGGCCUUUUGUACCUGCUCCUCCUGAAGUUGCUAUGCAAAUGAUGCGAGACCAAGGAGGACCUUCCCCGUUUGACGGUGGCAGAAAUGGAAGAUCAGGGCCCCAGCUAGGUGGACCUGCUCCAAUUAUUGCGUUACCCUCUAAUUUUCGACAGGAUCCUAGACGCUUGAGAAGCUAUAAUGACCUGGAUGCACCAGACGACGCAGUGACUGUUAUAGAUUACCGGAGUUUAUAAAUCGCAUGCGAACUCUUCUGUCUUUCACUUCUCACGAGGCAUCAUUCCCAGUUCUGUAAACAUGCAAUGAGUUUGGAUUGAGAAUUCCGUGCUCCAAAAACUGCACCAGGUAAGUGGAGGAUCUGCUUGUGCAUUUGGUAUUCUGAGAAAAUUUUCGAGAAAAUUAUUCCCCCCGAUGGAGAGUUGUAGAUUGGCAUGUAAAGUGCCGUGUAAUUUAUUUGUAGACAAUUAAGAUUAUUUUGCAACUUUUUUUUUUUGUUUUAAAUUAGCCUAAAUAAUUAUCUAUGUUGUUGAAUCUUGUAAGAUGUGGGAAACCCAUAUAGAUGGAUAUUUUUUGUUGUUUAUAGACUUGGGAAGAAAAACAUGUGCUGGUUGUUGAUGCUCGAAAGCAUGGUUUGUGCUCUGCUUGUUUAUUUGACAAGAUUUGAAAAUCGAUUCAAGCACCACUUCGUAA